Carassius carassius (crucian carp) is the source of this 2771-nucleotide messenger RNA. RefSeq names its product SH3 domain-containing protein 19-like. The transcript has 15 exons. Gene Ontology annotation, molecular function: protein binding. Gene Ontology annotation, cellular component: ESCRT-0 complex. Gene Ontology annotation, biological process: protein transport to vacuole involved in ubiquitin-dependent protein catabolic process via the multivesicular body sorting pathway. The coding region runs from base 212 to 2602 and encodes 796 amino acids. NCBI's taxonomy places the organism in Eukaryota, Metazoa, Chordata, Actinopteri, Cypriniformes, Cyprinidae. The record is from RefSeq and is a predicted model, not a curated record.
AAUAAGAUACUGAUACUGAGUUUCUUCAGGCGUUCAAAGAGAAAACAGAAACUGAUUCAUAUGACAGUGUCGAGCUCGAGCGCUCAUCUUCCCGCACGCUGGAUUAGAAGUUCGAUCGCAGUUGGAGCGACUUUCCUAAGGUUUUCCAAAGAGGAAUGCCGUUCCGAUUGUCUUGGUGUUUAGACGGUAAAUAAGCCGUCUUUCUCCCGGUAUGGCGGAGGCACGCGCCGAGGAGGACGAGGAUCGUUUGCGCGAGCCCGGCGGCGCGAGACGGAGAGCAGAACAUUCAGACAGAAACAAACCCGAUCAGCGCCACUCCAGCCAGGGGCCGCUUUCCUCCAUCAGAGCCGUCAUCAAACGCACAUCAGCGAGAACGAGCUCUCAGAGUGACCCUCAGCGAGACCGCAGGCGUCCAGAAAUCACCAUCCUCUCUGCUGAACCGCUGCCAUCCAAUACAUGGUUCCCAGGGGCUUCUGGGACGUUUCCUCCAGCCCCGCCCCCGGCCCCGCCCACAUGGGCUGCAAGCUCGGCGACAGUGCAGCUCCCGCCUCCUUCCUAUGAGCAGGUGAUCCAAGAAAAGAGCCGUGAGCAGAAUCUUCACUCCUCCUCUUCAUCAUCUCCGCUUCCAUCUUCUCGUCACUCCACCUCCACCAUCGCCACGCAGACGGACACAAACUCCCCCGGCCCACAAUCCUCUGCUGCUCGUCCAGUUCGUAGGCCCUCCAAACCCCCACGGCCCUCACUGCCUCUCAAACUUACAACUGAAGUGGACUGGUUUAAUCCCAAAACACAGCCUCGAGUGGCUCUUCGCGAACAGUGUGGUGUCCAGACGGACUUCGAUAACGUCGAUGACAUCAUCGAUGACAUCAUCGAUGACAUCUCUCCCAUAGGCCCCGCCCCCCCUGCCAUCACUUCCCCACAGAUCAACCUCGAUUCCCCAGGAGACCGGAUGAAAGAGGAGCCCAGCAUUCGUCCCAGACCUCGGCCGCGCUCCAGAGUCACCCUACAACCCAGCGAGGACGUCCUGGACCAGCCGAUGACGAGGGAGGUGAAAGUUCAGACUCUGGUGCGUCUGAAGGACGAUGGGGCUGAGAAUGUGUUCGCCGGGUUUGACGACGCUCCGCCGGACAUCUCCAGCAAAUACCUGCAAGACCUGCUGGAGGUGUUUGGUUCGGACGAAACACACGUGGAGCAUGGAGAAAGUCAACAAAGCGAUCCAAGCACUACAGAAAAAGAGGAAAAUCUGGCCGUUUUCGAUGCUCCAUGCACCGUUAUAACACCUGAACCAGUAGAACCGUUAAAAAGACCACAACCGCGACCUAGAACUCAAAAAUCCAAACCCCAGCUCACCCCGAAACCAUCUGUCUUUGAGGUUUUUGACUCCAGAGAACCUACCACUGAGCAAAACCCCUCCAAACCUCUGAGUCCACCAGUACCAGCACCUAGACCCCUUCUGAACAAACUCCAGAGUCCAUCAGAGACCAGAUCCGCCAAACCAUCGCCGGUCGCCCGUCCUGACAGCGCUCCUCCCGGGCAGCAGGUGGCAGCGGUGGCCUCCACUCCAUCCAACAGAAGAAAUUCAGAUGAUCGAACUACAAACACUUCAGUGAAGACAUCGCCGGUGAUAGCUGCUGACAGGAACGCUGGAAAACGCCCGUCAGUCCCCAAACUCUCCCGUCCACCUCCACCUGUGCUCAAAAAGACACCGCCCACCCCACAGGCAACGGUGGAUGUUUUCAGAGCUCCUGACGCCUCCAUUCCUUCUCUCCCUCCAAGACCCAGUGGAGGCAAACUCCUCCCACUCCGCCCUCCUCCAAUUAAAGUGACCAAACUUCCAGGCUCCGCCUCCUCCCCUGCUGUGACCAAUCAGCUGCCAGGCAGCAGGGUGCCAAAGAGAGUCCCGCCCCUCCCACCCCGCCCCAAACCAGGACAUCCUCUCUAUAAACGCUAUUCUAGCAAAGUUCUUCAAGGAGAUGCAGAGCUGGAGAAUACCAGCAAAGAGCAAGAGGAGCCACCCGUGGAAACACCUCUGCAUGAAGAAGAGCACCUGAUUGUCCUGGGUGAUAAAGAUGUCCCACAAACACCAUCAAACACACUCCACGACCUCUGCUCGUCAGGAGAGGUCAAAGGUCAAGAUGUGACUGUCAGUGAGCUUCUGCUGGACAAAGAGCCCUUGGAGCAGCAGAUCCAUCAAAACACACAGAACAGGUGCUUCGUGGCCCGUUUUGCAUUCGAGGGGGAGGAGGGGGAGCUGUCCUUCACAGAGGGCGAUGUCAUCGCUCUAGUGGAAUAUGUAAAUGAGGAGUGGGGGCGUGGCCUCUUGAACGGACAGACGGGAAUCUUCCCACUCAGCUUCAUCCAGGCUAUAGAGGAAACCGAAGCAUUGCUACUGAAACCAGCCAUGGACUGUCCUGCGCCCCCCACAGGAGCGAGAGGACGAGCACUUUAUGAUUUCACUCCUGAGUGUGAGGACGAGCUCUGUCUGAAGGCAGGAGAUGUGGUGUGUGGUUUGGAGGACAUGGAUGCUGAGUGGUUCCUCGGAGAAUCCGGUGGGAAACGUGGCAUCAUUCCCAAAAACUACAUCCAAGUGCUGGACCCCUGAACACACGGGCCGUCCUGUUACAUGCCUGACGAGGGUUUCUGCAUUUGCCUUAAUUAGAUGUAAUAGAGUUAAACGAGGUUAGUGAGGGGAUUUCCUGUACUGUACUGACAUGUGUGUGUCCAGAUGAACUUGUUUAGUUUUAACCCACAUUAAACUGAUCAGUUAUUAA